Messenger RNA from Gaeumannomyces tritici R3-111a-1, 3647 nucleotides. RefSeq lists its product as hypothetical. The record is from RefSeq and is a predicted model, not a curated record. The transcript has a single exon. Bases 295 to 2967 code for a protein of 890 amino acids. Lineage: Eukaryota; Fungi; Ascomycota; Sordariomycetes; Magnaporthales; Magnaporthaceae.
CUCAGGAGGUGGGCUCUGGUAAACAAAUGCAUCUCAGUGGUGUCUGCGAGUCUUGGAACCAUCAAUUGAUCAAUCGCACGUCUCCCGCUCAAAAGGGGACAAUUGGCGUGGAAAUCCGCCUGCACCUUGCAGCAAGCGCAUGUGUCGAGGCCUCCUGAAUCGACGUGCACGCCUGGGACACAGCGUUUGCAGGCCCGAAACAGGCAUCCAAACAGGCACCCACCCGCCUGGGUGAAACCCCCUAAAGCGCAUCUGCUGCCCGGCAAUGCCCUCCAGCAGUAUCGCAUCUGCACGAUGCACGCCUUCGACAGCACCGCCAAUCCAGCAUCGCGGCCUACUGGCUCGACAAUUUCUAGAGCGAGCAGCCGCGGGGGCAGCGCCGACGAGAACACGCACACGGCCGUCACCGCCAUCAAGCGCAAGCCGUCAGUCCCGCGAUUGAGCCUAAACAGCAGGGCCGCCCCGACACGGCCCACCAGCACCAGCACCCGCAUCACAGCGACCGUGACUGCUCACACGGCGACCUAUGCAACCCGGACGACCGCCUCGAUAAGACGCUCCAGCGGCAGCACCACCUCCAGCACCCGCAGCACAAGGCCCUCACCACCGCCCGCACCACAACAACCGCUGCCGCUCACGCUCUCGCAACCACCCUCCCGCCGCCGCCCCCAGCCUCCCCAGCCAAAAGAUGGAAAUAUCCCACCGCCCGCCACCCUAGCCGUCGCGUCGCGAAGCCCCGUCCUCUCCACGGCCACGAGAGCCAUGCGGCUCACCGCCCCUUCCUCGUCGUCGACGACGAAGACUCCCGCCACGGCGCCCACGGCGAGGCAGCCGCAGGUGCCCUCCCUGUCGCGUCCGGCCACCACGCGCCCGCCCCUGACGCCCAAGGUUGCCGGGACCAGACCGCCGUCCGUGAUAGCGUCGUCGGCAUCUGCAUCCGCCACGGCUGUCGCAGCCACCACGACCCCACAGCAGCAGCAGCAGCCCCAGAAGCCCCGUCCCCAGACCGCCACUCCGCUGGCCCGACGCCCGACCAGGUCCGACUCCCUCACGGGCAACGCCGCCGAGACCCCUAGGGGCGACGUCGGCACGCCCGUCUCGACCCUUCUCCAGCAUGCAAACAUCACGCCACGCUCCGGCACGAGGCAGCACCGCGUCGACAGCACCAGCUCGACGCCCACCGGCACCCCACAGCCCGAGUCCAUCGAGUCAUGGGACGCGGGACCGUCGCCCGGCCUGGGCCCCACACACUCGGCUGAUACCGAGGGCGCACCGCCGAGGAGGCCCAUGGUGUCCUUCAGCUCGGCCCCGUCCGAUCUCGCCAAGGUCGCCGCCGCCCCCCUCUCGGCCCCGGCCGACUCCAAGUUUUUCUAUGCCAGCAGCGCCAGGCCGCAGUCCGUCUCGGGCGCCCCCCAGAAGCUGUUCCAAGCGCCACAGCAGCAACAGCAGAAAGCAUCCUCCUUUUACUACGCCAACGGCGCCUCGCUGCCGCCCAAGCCCAAUGCGCCCUCGGCCAUUGCCCCGGCUCCCUUCAGCCCGGCCCUGGGCCCGCCGAUAUCAACGCCUGGUGACGCAUUCUCCAACAAGUUUGUCUACGCCAAUGGCGUGCCCGACGUCCUGCCCUCGCCCAGAUCCGCCUUCUCGGGCUCGAGGCCGGGCUCCUCCAUGUCUGCGACCUCCAAGAUAGCCCAAGGCCGCGGUGUCUCGGGCAGCGGCCCUCCCGCCGCCCCUUAUGGCUCAUCGCGGCCAGUGUCCCCCCUUAAACAGCCCUUCCACCCCGUGCCCAGGCCGGGCGUGGGCACACCGAAUCUCCCUUCGAAGCGGCUCACACCACCCGCCGGCAGCCUUCCGUUUACUGCCCCAACAGGCCCGGCCCAGGGGAGGAGAAUCAGCAACGAAUACCCUCUUCAUGUUGCCGGUGGCGGCUCCAACCACAAGCGCAAUAAGAGCUCGGCGACCUCGGUCGACAAUGCGGCCGCAACAUUUGCUCGCGUGGCUCCCACGCCUCGUAUGGUGCCAUCGCGCCCUCCCUCUCUAGACAUGUCCUCGCCUACCGGUCUAGGAUUCCCCGCCGGCUUUACUGGCCUUUUACAAGCUGCAGAGGAGCUGUCGGAGGGGAGCGAGGCUGAUGAUGGGGAUGAUGUGGAUGAUGGGGAUGAUGAUGACGUCGACGACAACGAAUCCGACGUCAGCGACAACAGCGCCAGCAAGAGCAAAAGCCCGGUGGACGAGCUGGUGAUCAAUGCUAGACGCGAGCGGAAGGUCCAGGACCUCCAGAUCACCAACGCCAGCCUCGAGGCCAUCAACCGGACCCUAGAACGUCAGUUACGCAAGCAGACGGCGGAGCUGAGGCGGUACAAGAGGCUCUCCCGUGCCGGGCGACUCUCCAUAGCCACUGUUAACAGCGGGUCAGCGUCGGACGCCACUAUGGAGGGCCCCCUUCGCGACCCGUCUGCGCUGGGCCUGGAGGACCUGAGCGAGGAGGACCUGUCCGGCCUGGCAGACGAAGUGGAGUCACCGGAAGAGGAAGAGGAAAUGUCGGACAUCGAGGAGGAGGAUGGGUCCGGGUCCAGCCAGCUCAGCCCCGCCACGGCGGCCGAACGCGAUACGCGGCACCGCAAGGGGGACGAGAAGCGGCUGCUGGUGGACCUGUCCAAGCACCAACAGCUCCUGGUGGACAGCCAAAAGAUCAACCAGAGCAUCAAGCGGUGCAUGAACUGGACCGAGGAGCUGAUCAAGGAGGGCCAGCGCGCGCUCAAGUACCAGGUCCGCAUCAGCGAGGUCGACAUCAACGGCAAUGCGCUCAGGGACGAGGACGAGGACGAGGACGAGGACGACGAGGGCGAGACCAUGCCCGCCGUCGUCGUCGACUUUGGCCACGGCGAGCGCGGGUUCGCCGACGGCGAGUCCGGCAAGGGAUCGCAGGACCGUGAUAGCGGCGUGGAGCUGCCUUCUGAUGGGGGCUAACCCCAGCUCCCACCUGCCGGCCCGACCGUGGUUCCAUGACUGCUGCUGCCAUCGACGGGAAUAAUCAUGCACAUCUUUACCGGCGGUCGCUGCGUUGCGCUCCAUUACUUCGCACUCAUUUGUUUCCCCGUCGUCGUUGUUGCUUUUCUUGCCUAUUCCUUUGUACGCAUUGCCUAUGGAUUGUCCCUUUUUGUUUCUGAUACACACUGCAUCGUUAUGGACUUCGUACAUCUUGGAUUCACGGGUGGGCGUUUUAAUCAUUAUUGCACCCGGAAAAGGGGUUUCAUGGAAGCGACGAGAGCAGGAUAUAGCAUUUUAUCAUGACGGCCUCUUUUUGUCCACCAAGCCAAACCCUCUUCCGACAUCUCGAACACGUUCUCCGCCCGCCCACCCCCUACUUCAUCCACCCUUCCUCCACCAGACACCACAGAUAUGACCAUCCGCCCGCCGCGGCCCCUAUUCACAGCUGCCUGACUACCAGGCAACCCCCCUAUAAACCCCACUGAGAUCUCGUUUGUUUACUCGUCUUUAUAAAACCAGCCAGCUUUUUGCACCAAUAGAUACCCACAACAUAGGGAGGGGAAAGCAACAAAGGUCUUGCUGCUUGCGCCAGGGGACGCCGGUCCUCGGGCUGCCAGAUAAACCGUAGAGAGGGAAUCAAGACGAUUUGUUGAACAAGG